ACAAAUAACUCAAGUAUGAGAAAGAAAUUAAUGAUAAAUUCCAUUAAUUGGGAUUUUUAUGUUCUAUAAAUUAUAAAUUUUAAUUUUUACCUUCAUUACCUUUAGUUUAAUAAUAGUCGAAGCGAAGAAGAAAUAUUAUAAGUCGGCAAUGGAAAUAAUCACCUGAAACUGACUAAUAUUGGUAUUUCUUCAUAUUACACUUGAUUUCAAAAUGAACAUGUUUGGUAAAAACCUACGCCUUAUUUUCUAUAUUAAAAGUUUAGGUAGAAAGGUUAACUAUAGUACAAUAGACGCUAUAGAUACAUUCUCCUAUAUGAGCAGACACCUCAAUAAAGGAGAUACUAUAAUGCCUAGAUUUCCACAAAACAUGCAUAACGAUUUCACUAACAAUGAUGGAUAUAUAAGAACUUAUAAUACCGAUCUGUCUAAAUUGUCUGGAAUUGAUUUAGACAACAUUCUAUUAGAACUAGAACAUCAAAACAAAGAUAAAGAAGUAAUAAAAUUUAUCAAGGAAUGUUUUGAAUAUAAAAUAACUAUUGGAAAAGAUGUGAUUAAGAAACUAUUUAGAGUGUACAGUACAAGACCUAAAGUUGAACUUGUAGAACUUUUACAAAACUACUGUUCUAGGAUCACACCUGUUUUGUAUAAGAAAAAUGGAGAAUUUGUCCAUUAUGUUGCAAAAGCUCAAUGUAUGAAAGGUAAUUCUGAUAAAGGACUGUCUAUUUUACUUGAUGCCUAUAAAAAAAAUGAAAAUCUAAGAGGGUUUUACAGAAUAAUUUUAAAGGAUCUAAUUCAGGACUCAGUUAUGAACAGAUCAGAAGCGUCCCUUGUUAUUUUUAAAAGAUAUGUAUUAGAAUUUAGUAAUAAAUGGCAAGACAAUUAUCCAUUGAUCUGUCUUUGGCAUAUUUGCUGGAAAAGUGAUUGGUUCUCUGAUCAAAUGUUAGCUGAUGAAUUAUUGGAGACCUCUAAGACUCUCCAACGUAUUAUAGCAGACAUCUCACCUACCAUUUGUCUUAGUAUUUUAAAAGAACACAAUGAAGACGCAGUUACAAGACUCAUGCAGUCUCUAUUGAAGUACAAAAUGAUGGAUCAGUAUGCUAAUGUAAUACAAAUUCUAUUUAACUUUAAGCUAAGAUACAAAGAUGUAAGAGGCUGCACAGAAAUCCUACGGAAUUGUGAGGUGCUUGGAGUUUCCAUACCAUCAUACCAGCAGAGCCAGUUCAUCAAAGUUAUGAUUAGAAAGGAAGGUGACAAGACAAUUCCUACUAAGGUUGAGGACUUUAAAUUUAAAUUUUAGUUUGAAGUAAGCCAACAAGUCUGUAAAGUUUGCUCGCUACAUGAGUGUGACAUUGAAUUUCAUAAAAUCAACAUUUUAAAACCGUACAAAGUGUGGUUUAUAAUAUAUCAGUAUUUUGUGAUAAUCUAACUGUAUGAAAGUUUUGAGCUAUAUACACGACACAUAUAUACAUAGUACUAUAAUAUAUAUCAUGUCACAUUUCAAAGACAGUUGAAUUAUAAAGCAUAUUAAUUUAUAUGAGUGAUUUGAGCAAAGAACAGACAAACUUUUUGCAUGUUUAUGAGUAAUACCGUAAUGUGUACAACCAAUUGUGACAUGAUGAAGUAUAUAUCAUAAAAUUCUUCAUAGAUAAUUUUAAUAGAGAAAUCAAGUAUUCUAUAUUCAUGUUUUAGACUUUACAAUAUGUUUGUAUUAAAUUUUUUCUUAAUAACAAUAAUAAGGACUAAAAAUUGUUAUUUGUAUAACAGUAAAAGCAUAAUAUGUUUUACAUCCUCAGGAUUGUAUCAUGUAAGACUUAAUAGUAAUUCUGUAAAUAAAGAAGUUUUAAUAUGUAUUGUACAUAUUGUCUGU
Pieris brassicae (large cabbage white) is the source of this 1867-nucleotide messenger RNA. RefSeq lists its product as uncharacterized. Bases 212 to 1297 code for a protein of 361 amino acids. The record is from RefSeq and is a predicted model, not a curated record. NCBI's taxonomy places the organism in Eukaryota, Metazoa, Arthropoda, Insecta, Lepidoptera, Pieridae. The transcript has 3 exons.